AUGGCGCAUCAUCAUAGCAGUACAAGAAAUAAUAUCAAAGAAGAACAUGACGAAGAUGAUGAUUGUAUUUUUGUUAAGGAGGUGACAAAUUCUAUGUCCAAGUCCAAGGGAAAGCAGAAGAUAAUAGAACCUAAACAAGAGAGCAAGUAUUUUGAAUCCACAAAUUUCCGCAAAAACAUUUCAACUGUGAAUGUUGAUGGCGACGAAUACGACGAUGACGUUACCAUCAUUAACGUUACACCUAGACCUUCCUCUAGGCCAUUGUCGUCGUCGUUGUCGCCGUGUUCGUCUUCAAAGAAAAGGAAAUUGCAUUUUAGCUGCCCUACGAUUGUUGAAGUUGGCGAAUCAUCAAAGUCUAAGGAAAAGAAUGAUGAAAUUUGCGCUAAUAAUUAUGAGACAAAGGAAGUAACGUUUGUUUGUGACAUAUGUACGGACUCAAAACCUCAACAAGAGUCGUUUUUGAUUAAGGGAUGUUCUCAUUACUAUUGUGUUGAUUGUGUGAGAAAUUAUGUUGAUUCCAAGCUUGAAGGUGGUGUUUCUCAAAUCGAUUGUCCGGUCCCUAAAUGCUCCGGAACAUUAGAUCCGGAGCAUUGUAGGGAGAUUUUAAUAGGUGGGACUUUUUUUAAGUGGGGUAUACUUUUGUGCGAGUCAACCAUAGUUGCCUCGCAAAAGUUUUAUUGCCCAUUUAAGGAUUGUUCGGCAUUGUUAAUUGAUGAUGGGAGUAAGAAGGUGACUAGAUCGGAAUGCCCUAGUUGCUAUCGAUUGUUUUGUGCUCAAUGUAGGGUUGGAUGGCAUGAAGGGCUCGAGUGUGCUAAGUUUCAAACUUUGAAUAAGGAUGAACGAGAGGCGGAGGGUAGGAUGUUGAUGAAUCUAGCUGAGGAUAAUAAUUGGAAAAGGUGUCCCGCCUGUAAAAUAUAUGUGGAGAAGACAAUGGGUUGCAAUAUUAUGCGUUGCAGGUAA
This is a messenger RNA of Chenopodium quinoa (quinoa), 960 nucleotides long. Its product is annotated as probable E3 ubiquitin-protein ligase RNF217. Lineage: Eukaryota; Viridiplantae; Streptophyta; Magnoliopsida; Caryophyllales; Amaranthaceae. Gene Ontology annotation, biological process: positive regulation of proteasomal ubiquitin-dependent protein catabolic process; ubiquitin-dependent protein catabolic process; protein polyubiquitination. The coding region runs from base 1 to 960 and encodes 319 amino acids. Gene Ontology annotation, cellular component: ubiquitin ligase complex; cytoplasm. The record is from RefSeq and is a predicted model, not a curated record. The transcript has a single exon. Gene Ontology annotation, molecular function: ubiquitin protein ligase activity; zinc ion binding; ubiquitin conjugating enzyme binding.